Molecule: messenger RNA, 2199 nt
Organism: Aaosphaeria arxii CBS 175.79
Lineage: Eukaryota; Fungi; Ascomycota; Dothideomycetes; Pleosporales
Exons: 3
Coding region: 61-2199 (712 amino acids)
Source: RefSeq, a predicted model, not a curated record
ACAUGUAUAUCUGUUUCCCAAUAUCUUGCUCAAGCAACGUCGCACUGUAGGAACACAGCAAUGCCUCCAUUGUCGGGAUUCUCCGAUAAUCCGCUUGAGUCGCGCGAUGAUGUUGUUCGGGCGAGCCGCGCACUCAUCACUCCAUUGCUACCUUACUUUUCUCCUGCACGGGCGCGCGUCCGUAUACCUGUCACCAUUGGUACACACUUCGACGAAACCGCUGCUCAGCUCGAGGGCUUCGCACGCCCACUGUUUGUUGUUGCAGCCUUACUCCACGCUGGAGAGUCAGUCGAUGAGGUUUUGAAACCAUGGCUCGAUGGCUUUGUGGCAGGCACCGAUCCUGAGCAUCCCGAGUACUGGGGUGCUAUAUCGGACAAGGAUCAGAGAAUGGUGGAAGCUGAGAUGAUUUCAUUUGGACUUCUUGCCAUUCCGCGCGAGGUGUUGUGGGAUCGCCUUGAUGGGAAGACCAAGAGCAAUGUCAUCGAAUGGCUUCAUGGCCUUCAGGGCAAAGAUAUUCACACUUCCAACUGGCUCUGGUUUCGCGUCAUGUCCAGUAUCGCGUUGAUCAAAGUCUGCGGUGCUGAUUCACAAAAGCUUCGCACGCAGAUGGAAAAGGAUCUUGAGUUGCUUGACUCCAUGUAUCUGCAGGACGGUUGGUCAAGUGAUGGUAUCUGGCCCGAUGCUGAAGAAGUUUUGGCCACGGACGCACAGGUGUUCCGGGAGACAGGAAAGAGGAACCAGCGAUUUUGGUCCCGUCAGGCCGACUACUACUCUGGAAGCUUUGCGAUUCAAUUCAGCCAGCUGCUGUAUGUGAAGUUUGCGUCAGACUUAGAUGCUGAACGGGCGGGAAAGUAUCGGCAGCAAGCCAGAGACUUUGGAAGCCAAUUUUGUAGAUAUUUUGAUGAGAGUGGUGCUGCAAUUCCUUUUGGUCGAUCCUUGACGUACCGAUUUGCGUGUGCUGGAUUCUUUGCCGCGUUAGCAUUAGCUGAAGUCAACAACCUUCCGCCGCCUCUCGAUAAGCCUGGUGCAGUCAGGGGUUAUCUUUUGAGGCAUCUGAGAUGGUGGAGGGACCGCUCAGAAGAUAUAUUUUCCACGGACGGAACACUCAACAUUGGAUGGCUUUAUCCGAACAUGUUCAUGAGUGAAGAUUAUAACUCGCCACAAUCCGUAUACUGGGCUCUUAAGUCAUUUGUCGUUGUGGCACUAGCAAGUGGGAAUGUCUUCUGGACUGAAGCUGAGAGCGCAUACCCGAAAUCAUCAACAUAUCCCUCCGUCUCCUAUCUCCCUGCUCCGCGGCAGAUUGUGUGCAAUCAUGCUUCUGGGAACCACCACUUUCUUCUCAACCCAUCGCAGUACCUCACCCGGCCCUUCAAGAAUGCUAACGCGAAGUUUUGCAAGUUUGCUUACUCGUCAUCUUUCACUUUCUCCCUCUCAGUGGGAAAUAUCGUAGCGGGCCAACUUGCGCCGGAAAACUCCCUUCUCCUCAGUAGGGAUGACCAUGAGAAGUGGGCAACCAAGCAGACUUGCACCGACGCUAUCAUAUCCACCGCUUCUAUCAGGGGCUCUGUUCCGGAGAGCAUUACUGUAGCAUCGGCGCAAUGGUAUCCAUGGGCUGAUCGUCAGGUGUCCGUCACUACGACUUUGAUACCACCAUCAGAUAGGUGGCCCGAUUGGCACUUGAGGGUGCAUAGAAUUAAGAUUCAUCGAAACCUGGAGGCACUACAUACUCUGGAGGGAGGGUUUUCCAUUGCAGGUCGUCGACGGAUCGACGGAAGGUUGAUUCCCACCGUCACGCUGAAUGAAUUGGGAAAGGAUGCACAGUUGGGAGUAUCGGAGGGCAUAUACAAAGAAGGAAACGGCGCAGUAAUUUUCUCCACCGCAGGGGCGUCCGGCGUCGCAACUGCGGAACCGACUUGCAGCGACUCAUCCACUUCUAUCUCGAUCAUUAAACCGGAAGCGAACACAAAUUUAGCAGCACCUCGCACACUCAGUCCAGUGAUUGAACACUCGAUUCGUAACUUGUCAAGUGGUGUUGAACUGACAUUGUUGACAAAAGUCUUCGCUAUCUCAAGUGAGGCAAAUGGUGGAAGACAGCUUUCAGGAAAAUCGCUGGUGGAAAGAUGGCUUGAUCAACCGCAGGUAAAUUUUGGUCCCGUAGAACACGAUGAAGAAGUGGACCAUAUCAUCUUGGAUAUUUGA